AUGUCGUUGGCAGCAACCUCCUCUCCGGCCAUUCCCAUCCACGCGAGGACCUCCUCCCCCGCCGCAUCUCAAAAUUCUUCCCGGAAUUCUUCCUGCGCCUCACACCGUGACGGAUCGAAUGCCAGUAGCCGGAGAGAAAGCUUUUCAAGUGGCUCGAUAGUGGAGGACAUCGACGGUAUAGCACAGUCAUUUGUCGAUACACAUCUUGAGCAUUCUCAGAAGGACGGCCCCAAAAACUACUUUGAAAUGCAGCAAGUGCCAGACUUUUGCUGCCCUUGCGGCGGGUUCUUAGGCUGGAAGUCCAUAAAACUGGGAGGGAAGGGCCUUAGCAGGAGUUAUAGUGACCUACGAUCCCUUGCAAGUAUGAGUGCUCGCGGGUGGGCUUGGGAAGACACUCCGGCUAUUGCGACGCCGACACAGGAGACGAAGCAAGAAAAGAUACAAGAGCCCGGAUCAUCACUUCUCGAGAAGCUACCCUCGGAGAUUCUCGACCAAAUAAUCUCACACCUCGCAUUGGACGUUCCACCAAACGGUUAUACGCCGCGAAAUGUGGACUUGAUCUCGUGCCUUCUCGCCUCGAGGACGUUGCAUGCGGCCACUCUAAGCGUGCUGUACCGGAACAUGACAUUCCCGCACUCCAUCAUCUUCUCCAAGGCCCUAACCCACAUGUCGCAAUAUCCAGCAUUGGGCACCCUCGUCCGUCGCCUCGACUUCUCUCACUUUACUUCCGUUGGCCUAGGCCGCACCAAGCAGAUGAACUCUGAGAUCCAGAACUUGACGCACAGGACCCUUCUGCAGUUCCUAGAGCUCCUGCCAAAUCUUAAAGAAUGCUUGCUUCAGGAGCACCUCGAGGGCGACAUUAGCGCGGAAGUGAUUUCGAAGUUGUUCAACGGGCUACCAAAUCUGGCGGCUAUUGACUUCUGCGGUAGCUCUUCGUCUCACUUCUCAACUGUCUUCCAGCAGGCUUUGAGCUCUGGACCUGGCCUCCCUUUGACUCUUCCCAAUUUACGGCGGGUUUCGUUCCACGAAUGCAGCGGCGUCCCGUCCUCGGCCUUUGAGGUUCUCCUCCCUCGAUUGGUCAACCUGACUCACCUCGAUGUCACUCACACUCAGAUCAGCGAAGAUGCGCUGUUUGCCAUUCCGGAAACCGCCAGGAUCACUCAUCUAGGUCUUUCGCGGUGCAUUCGUCUCGGGGGGCCGCGGGCUGUGGAGUUUUUGACGACGCACCCAGCUGUGCGCGACUCUCUGGUGUACCUGAACGUCAUGACUGACGCCUCCCGAUACCGGCUUCUGGAGGAAGAGGAUGUGAAGAAGCUGCUUCCGAAACUUCCGACCACGCUUCGCUCUCUCAACCUUGGCGGUGCCAAGGUCACCUCGGCCCACACCGAUGCUUUGAUUCCUUUGACCAAGCACCUGGAGGAGCUGGGUCUUAGCUCGGCAGACUUGUCGGUGCAGGACCUUAAUCGCUUCUUCGCACCCCCAGCUGCCACGGGUGAAGCAUCGGCGGCAAAGCGGUGGGUACCGCCCUCGCUAUGCUACCUUGACCUCACCAAAAUCAGCCAGCUGUCGGUCGGCAUUGUAUUCAACACCAAUUCUUGCCUCUUGCUCACAAAGCAAAGCUACCCUCUCCAAGUCAUUGAGUUCAGUGACAAGCUCAUCAUCCCCCUACGCGAGAAACCCAAGAACACCAAGACCUCUCCUGACUGGACAGUCCGUGAGUUGGGCCGCCGUGGAUGGUACGUCCGCGACCCUGCUUCGAUGCCUGACACGCCAAUCGAUGACGGCUGCCGGUCUUGGAAGAUGGGUGCUAGAUGGUGGGGAAUGAAAAAGAUUCCUGUUGCUGUUGGCGACGUUGGGGGACUCUAUGGACAUUACAUGUUCAAGCGGUGA
Molecule: messenger RNA, 1890 nt
Organism: Aspergillus mulundensis
Lineage: Eukaryota; Fungi; Ascomycota; Eurotiomycetes; Eurotiales; Aspergillaceae
Product: Leucine Rich Repeat domain protein
Exons: 2
Coding region: 1-1890 (629 amino acids)
Source: RefSeq, a predicted model, not a curated record